Vespula vulgaris is the source of this 6425-nucleotide messenger RNA. RefSeq lists its product as uncharacterized. The transcript is spliced from 3 exons. The record is from RefSeq and is a predicted model, not a curated record. NCBI's taxonomy places the organism in Eukaryota, Metazoa, Arthropoda, Insecta, Hymenoptera, Vespidae. Bases 4753 to 5982 code for a protein of 409 amino acids.
GGAUGGUCCGGCACUCGAGGAAGCCGGGGCAUCUACAGCGCCGACGCCUGCUUUCGUACCGACCACCAGUCCGGUCGAUAACGCCACGGCAACCCCCGGCUGCUUCCGACUCUCCUCUUCCACCCCCACUUACGCCUACACUUACUCGUCUCUCUUCUCUUCUCUUCUCUUCGCUUCUCUUCUCUUCUCUUCUCGUUUCGUCUCGUCUCGUCUCGUCUCCUCCUCGCGUGCUCUACUUCGUCUUCUACCACCGAUGCUGAUGCUGCUGGCGCGCACCUCUCGCCUUCUGGGUCCUAUCUGGAAGCAGCUCGAAAAGAGCGAGCGAGACGACACGAAGGCUUUCCUUUCGUUCCUCUUUGAGCUAUUCGACGCGAUCCAAAGACCAUGACGAAAGUCAGCCUGGAUGGAUAACCACGACUACUACCACUUAGCUACCCUACUCUCCUCCGAUCCAUCCAUACACCGUGUCGUUCGUUUCAACGUUCGAACCUUUCCCUUCGUCGAGGUUCGAGCGAUCAAACCAUUUGUCCGUCUAUACUUGCUCUCUUUCAAUCUUUCCUCUCUCUCUCUCUCUCGCGCGCUCUAUCUCCUUAGGACGGCCUGAUAACUUUUUCUUACCUUAUAUCGAUCGAAAGAGUCAAAGAAGGAAUUAAUUAACGACUUCUCGCGGCAUCGCUGGAAUUUCACUGCCUCCGGCGAGCAGACCGUUCGGAACGGCCAAGUAAUUCAGCUCACCGCUUGAAACGACCAGCAGUCGGUGGAACCGAAACGAAGCGGAAAAUUUGAUUAACUUCGGAUAGAGUUCUUCCUUUGGAUAGGACCGAGAAUCGAAGGGAUCGAAUUAACGACGAAAGACUUCUCCGUCGGAUUUUCUCGACGACUCUUUCUCUUUCUCUCUCUCUCUCUCUCUGAUCCUUUGAUUGACUUUAAAGAGAAAGCCUCGUCAAAGACUCGACAGACCGAAACCCCUGACAAGGCUCGACGUUUAACGAAGUAUAACACGACGGUAGCAGUAAUACGGGAAUCGCUCCUAUAUGACUCGUUGAAAGUGUUUUAUUUGAUUUUUAAGAAAACAAUACGUCUGUCUACGACGAACUCUUUAACGUCGGAUGGGAAUCGUGAACGCCGGAGGAUAAUAAAAAGAGUUCGGAGAGAGAGAGAGAAGGAGAAUCGAAAUAACAAUUUCGUCCGGUGCGAUGCCCGAAGCGCGAACGUGCGCGAGAACGUGGCUCGACGGAAAUUGCCUCGUUAUCGUCGACGUCUCCGUUAUUUACGACCCUUAACGAGCGAAAGCUUACGCUCGCUUCUCUUCUACUCGUCAGAGAGCCAACGCCGAGACACGGCUACCCUCUUUUCUUUCGUCCGCCUCCUCCUCCUCCUCCUUCUUCUUCUUCCUCUUCUCCUUUUUUCUCUUCGACCCUUUCCUAUUUUCUUUCCUUCCCCUUCCGCCAAAACUCCCUCCUCGACCGCUCCGCUCCUCGCGAGAUUACCGCGAGAUUAAUUAUGGUCAGUUUCGUUCUCGUCGCAUACCAUUCUCAACGACGAGAUCCUACUUCCCUUUUUCGAGGAGUACGACGAGGCAACUUUUUCCUUGGUCCAACCUCAACCCCGUUUCUAUCCUCGUCGAUCAAACCGUGAUUAUAAAUUGAAAAGGACCGAGGAAAAAAAAAGAAAAAAGAGGGUCGUUUAGUCCGCGUCGAGCACGCGAUACGAUCUCGCUUGUUUCAAGAGGUUUGUGGGAGAGAGAGAGAGAGAGAGAGAGACGGGGGGAGGGAGGGAGGAAGAAAGAAAAAGGACGAGUGGCGAAAGUAAACGAUCGAGAAAUCGGAUACGAGCAAUUUACGCUGUAAAGAAGCACCGUUAAUUAACGUGUAACUCGAGAGUAGUUAAUUUGUAAACAUCCUACCGCCAAGGACCGAAGAGGAAAAGAGAGAGAACGAUGAAACUAGGAAGGAAAAUCCGCUCGAUUUACGUUGCCGCGCGUCGUCCUGACGCUUUUAUGGCGUUCGAGCAUGAAAGUGCGUCGACGCUUCGAGGAAUCGGAAGUGGAUACUUUCGGGACGAAAAGCAAAAGCGUAGGAACGAGUCGUAAAAAUUCGCAGGACUCGAAAUACGAGUAUCUUUUUCUAAACAUCCUUUCGAGCAAUGGAGAUAACGCGAUAAUGAAUGGCCGUGUACGAAGGUACGUACGUACGUACGAAAUAAAAGGGAACAAAAAUGGAUGACGGAAAAGAAGGUGAAUAGAGGGAACGUUCGCGGAGCGGUCGGGAAAUAUAAAUCGAUGCCACGUCCGAGGGAAAGCAUGGCCUCGCAGACACGAUCGUCUUGACGACUCCGCUGCAAUAAUAUACGAGCGUCGUAAAUUUUACCAAGAGGUUACUUUACCGAAUAGUAACUUUCUCCUUGCUACCAGCUCCUAUCGGCGUUGCGUUCUUCGCCGUCCUUUCUACCUUUUUACCUCGAUUCUCGCAAAAUGUUCGCGAAGAGUCGUUGAAGAUCUCGGGGGAAAAAAAAGGGAGAGCAAAAUUAGGAAAAAAAUCGCUCGACGAUCGAUCGCUCCGACAAAAGGUUUCUUUGCGAUCUUCGAUCCUUCGGUCCGUAGAGAAAAUCGUAUACGCUGUAUGUAGGAGCGUGCAUGGCAUUACGACGGUUAAUCCCUUAAAUAUAAAUCGAGAGGAAAGGAGGAAACGCGUUCGUCGUUCGCUUCGAACGCGUCUACCGGGUAACUGCUUGGCCGUUCGAUAAGAUCGUUGCUAGGAUCGAGCUCGUUACAUAGACGAUAAGGCAGACAUCGUUACUCGGUUGGCAGUACUUCCGGAAAUAUAUCAACGACAGGUGGUACGACAAGCGGAAACGUAAACUGAUCGUGACAUACGACACGUGGCUUAAUCGCGUCGGACUAUGACGUUCCACGAACGAACGUGCGCGAUUCCGCCGUUUCUACCCGAUAGUCACCGAUUUAACUAAGAUUUCCGAUCUUAAUUGCGACCUUACGCUCGUUUUCGAACCGAAAAUAAAUGUGUCCUGGAUAAAUCGCGUGGAAACGUGGACGAAGCAUCGAACGAGUUUUACUCGAGUCGACGAUUCGAGCAGCGAGCGUAUCGUCCUCGCCUUAACGACCCGACGUUUCGAUUACGACGAUAAUAUCGAUAACGAGCGUCGAAGGAAAGAUACGAAUGACGUCGAAAAUAUUCUCGAUAGGUGGUAACCUCGACUCGACGUAGGUAAACAUUCGUUCGAGUUUGCAAACUUAUUUAUGCGUUCGAAUCGGUCGAUGAAACUCCAAAGUGUUGUUCUUAAAAUCGAUAAAAUAUUUCUCCGAAGCAAUUCCAAUGGCACGGGAGAAAACGUACCGUUAAGCUACACCGUUGGAUUUCCUUCUCUCUUUCGGAGUUUCUCGUAGACUCGAGCUGGGACGAGAAAGGAGAGAUAAAGAGUAGGUAAAGGAAAAAGAUAAAGGAAUGGGAAAAGAAAAGGAAAAGGAGAAAGAAAAAGAAAAAAAGUCGAUGAAAAAGGUGGCGGAAAAAGGGCGAAUGGCAGCCUCGGAGAUACAGUCCACGGUGUAGCAGGGAAGGGAAGAUUUUCGGACCGGAGAUUGGCCCUCGUAAAGUUCGCUUGGGAAGAACGCCAGACUUUGGCGAGAGCGAAGCACGUGGAACGACGAAUCGCAGCCUCGAGUCCGGUUUCGAAUUUAAGCCUUCCUUCCAAUCGUCCGCACGUUCCUUUUCCUUCUAUCGAAAAUAGUCUCGGUCUCGUUCUUAUUUCCACUUAAUUAUUUCCCCUUGUCUUCGUCCACGUAGUUGGGAAUCGCGAAACGGAGUUGAAACCGUGCGAACGGAAUCGCGUCCGUUUCGCUAUCGAAAUGAAAUGGGAUUCGGUUGCUAUAUAUAGGUGUGCUGUGUACACUUACGUACGUAUAUAUAUAUAUAUAUAUAUAUAUAUAUAUAAUCUACGAACAUACAUAGCGCGCGGCUUUCCCGCAAAUUACAAACGAUUAAUCCGCGCUAACGAAGCGGAACGUCGAGAGGUAAAUAAGUAGCUCUCGCGUAAGAUGUUUCUAAUUCGAAACUUGCUAAAACUUGCCGUUAAUGAUGCGUGCUUAAAUCAUACCUUCGCGUAGCAUCGAUUCGGAAACGUUCUACCUCAUAAUAUAUUUCGAAAUAUUCGGCACGUAGGAACGCGAGAGCUACGAUUCGAGGAAAGCGAAAGCUUUUUUCACCAAUCGCCGAAGCAAUUUUUCCCGUCGAGUCGACUACCUGCCAUGUCCAUUUAAAGUUUGAAAAGCGUAUACCGUAAAAGCCGAAGGCGGGGAGUCCGUCGGGUAAGGAUCCUAUCGGACAGGAUUAUACACUUUGUACACUUUUGCCACGAUGACUAAUCGACGCAACGUACCUAGGUAUACCGAGGAAAUAUAUCGAGGAUCCCUCGCAAAGGCCUAGUCAGUCUGUCGUGCGGUUCUACCACGAGAAAAUCCAUUUCGAACGCGUCGCUUUGCGGUCCUGGAAAUCCAAUUCCAUCCAUUCGACGUCUUUAUAUUCCUCUCUCUCUCUCCCUCCCACUCUCCCUCAUCCCUGUCGACACGAAUCGCGGUGCACCACCGUUCUCACGCUUGUUAAUCGUUAUCGUUGCGAUCGAUCGGACGAGAAUUAUCAAGAGUGAAAGUAUUUAAACGAAAUUUAUCCUUAAAAUAUCGUACUUUGGAAGGAAUCAUCGGUUUGAUUUUCUUUCUCUCGCGUGACGUAAACGAGUUUGAUGGAUCAAGGAAAAGAUGACGCGAGGCGAGAAAAGAGGACAAAGCGAAAAUGUGCUUAUGCACCGUGCUUGAAAAUACGAAACGCGAGGAUGAGGAGCUUUGUACGGGAAUUACCGUCGUCGUCGUCGGUCUUGCUGCGACUCCUCCUUAUACUCCUCUUGAUCGCGCACCACGGACGAGCCGAGACGGAAGAGAGUAACGACGAUCCUAUCGCUUCGUUGCACAAGACCUUGAAAUACUGGCGUUGGAUCUACGAGACUUACCGCGAGGAAAUAAAGUUGGGUUAUUGCUGGGCCGAUUAUCUUCUCGGAUCGAGCGACAUCGAGACUGAUUUCAUCUCGCGUAUCAUUGAGAACGAGUUAACGAACUUGAAGGAAACGUCGAUUCGAAGAAAAUGCGAAAACGAUUCGAGAUACUGCGAAGACGAUUUUUCUUAUGGAAAUCCUUCCCAGUACGGUGUUAACGCUAAAUCAUCGUUUCGUCGGAAUUACGUAGAAGAAGAAAGCUCGAAAAAGGAUUUCGAGGAAAUUUCUCGAGCGAAUAUCGAGGAAAGAUAUCCUUCCGAGCGAACGACGAUCGAUCAGAAAGAUAAUUCGGAAAAUGGUUUAAACCAUUGGCCGACGCUCCCGAAUUAUCCUUCUCAAUUUACUUGGAGAUCGAGCGAUAAACGUUCGCGUCGUCGAAGCGACCACGAAGAUGCUGCUGUUCCCGAAUCCGUCAAAGUGGCUUAUCAAGGAUAUUCCGUAAAACCGAAAGUUUUCUCCUCGUUAAGUAAAAAGUUAACCGUGGAUCGUGAAUCUUCCUCGAGCGAAACAUCAUCCUCGACGGAUACGGACGCAGCCGGGCGUUUGAGAUUUUUACCCUCUCGAAAAGUUUCCGAUCGAGAUAAAGGGAUGGCUCGUGAAUCCUCGUAUAUAAGCGAUCGCGAAGGAACAACGGCAACGGAGACGACUAGGUCGUUAUCCGUAGAGAAAUAUGGACGCAAACUGGACACUUUGAACGGUAUCGUCGACCAAGGUCAAGAUCGACGAUCUUUGAGAGAGAAUUCGAAAGCUCCAAGAGAUCGAUCGACGACGAUCGAGCAUCCAAUUUUUAUCGAGAUUUUCAGGACUUUAACCGUAUUAGUCCGCGUGGGUCAACUGAUAAUAGAGAUCGUAGACUCGAGCGAGGUUCUCAGAUGUACCAGAAACUAUAUCUUGAAGAAGACGAUCGAGUGGAUAGACGCAUAGAGAUGGACGCGAUCGAGAGAAAGAGAUCGUGUUUUUGCCACCUGUUGGCAGAGAAGACGUAAACUCGCCCGCAAACAAUGACGGGGAGGACCGAGGAGGAACAGGACGAGAAGCGGAAAGAGAAGUAAGAAGAAGGAGGUGGAGGAGGAGCAGGAGGAGCAGGAGGAGCAGGAGGACAAUUCCAAAGCUUCGACCGUCAAACAAAUCGUUGGGCUCUCCGUUGAUUAAACGUUUUAUUAGUUAAACGAACUAUUAGUCUCUCUCUCUCCCUCCCCUUAUCUUCGAUAAUCCGUAAAUUGUAUCAACGUCGAAACAGCAGAUCCUCUUUGCAAAGAUUUUUCUGUAAAGCCCUCGAACGUCCGAACACAACGUCCCUUCUUUUUUCCUUUUCAGCUCGAUCGGCUUGAAAGCACGAUUUGCAAUUCCGAUGGCGAGACACACGG